AGGCAUAGACAAAGACCCAAGCUGAGCCUGGUCACCAUGGCUCCAGGGACCACAGCCCUGUUCAUCCUAUCCCUGUGCAUCAAAGACCUGACUGUCCAGGCUACCGAUACCUGUCCAGAAGUGAAGGUGGUGGGCCUGGAGGGCUCCGACAAGCUCACCAUCCUCCGAGGCUGCCCUGGGCUUCCAGGAGCUCCAGGGCCCAAGGGAGAAGCAGGAGCCAAAGGACAAAAAGGUGAACAUGGCCUCCCCGGACCACCUGGGAAGGCAGGACCACCUGGGCCCAAAGGAGACCGAGGGGAGAAGGGAACACAGGGAGAGAGAGGAGCACGUGGAGAGAAAGGAGACUCCGGACUACCUCAGCCAUGCGCUACAGGACCUCGGGCUUGCAAGGAGCUGCUCACCCGGGGCGAGUUUUUGACCGGCUGGUACACCAUCUACCUGCCGGACUGCAGGCCCCUGACGGUGCUGUGUGAUAUGGAUACCGAUGCGGGGGGCUGGACUGUCUUCCAGCGGAGGGUGGACGGUUCUGUGGACUUCUUUCGGGACUGGGUGGCGUACAAGCAAGGCUUCGGCAGUCAGUUGGGAGAAUUCUGGCUGGGGAAUGACAACAUACACGCCCUGACCUCCCAGGGAACCUGGGAGCUCCGGGUGGACCUCGAGGACUUUGAGGGCAAUCGCAACUUUGCCAAGUACAGUUCAUUCAGCGUGAAAGGAGAGACGGAGAAGUACAAGCUUGUGCUGGGAAGCUUUGUCGGGGGUGACGCUGGUGACUCCCUGAGGGCCCAGAACAACAAGUUCUUCUCCACUAAGGACCAGGACAAUGACCUGAGUUCUUCCAACUGUGCCGUGCUGUACCACGGAGCCUGGUGGUACUCCGAAUGUCACCUGUCCAACCUGAAUGGCCUCUAUCUCAGGGGUGCCCACGAGAGCUAUGCCAAUGGCAUCAACUGGAUGACCUGGAAAGGGUACAACUACAGUUACAAGGUGUCAGAGAUGAAAGUACGCCCCACCUAGCUGAGCUAGGGAGACCUCACUCCAGGAUGCCUGGCCCACAGUAGUAUCCUUCCACCAGGGUCCCCAGCUCAGAAAGGCCCCUGGCCUUCCUCAUCCUGCUGUGACCCUGCUGCCACAUCGCAGAGCCUGCGACCUCCAGGACCCACUCCGUCCAUGCUCUC
Jaculus jaculus (lesser Egyptian jerboa) is the source of this 1175-nucleotide messenger RNA. RefSeq names its product ficolin-2. Bases 37 to 1014 code for a protein of 325 amino acids. The record is from RefSeq and is a predicted model, not a curated record. The transcript has 9 exons. Lineage: Eukaryota; Metazoa; Chordata; Mammalia; Rodentia; Dipodidae.